GAAAAGGCAGCGAUGGGCAUGUCGGGUGGAUCUCCAUCUACUUGGCCGCUGUACCAUAAGGUACAUGCCAUAUUAGGCAGUUUUAAAAUCCACAACGUCGAAACAUUGAUGGAUGAAACUGGACACGAAGAUAACGUUUCAAACAUUACUUCAUUGGCCGAGCCAGCAGUUUUGGAAUCAAAUGAAGACACAAGUUUUUGUCCAUUGUUCGAGUCAGUUGAUUUUCUUUAUGACGCAGACGCAGCUUCUCCACUGCAGCAACUUAACUCUUCAACAGAUACAAAUUCCACUGCUGCGGUUGAAACAACAUCUUUUGGAGCAUCUGCAAAGAGAAGAAAAACAGACAGCAUUUUACAGGAGUUACAAUUAAUGAGGGAGGAAGAUAAGAGAAAUGAGAGUAACUGGCAGCGUAUUGAAGAGCGGCGAAACGAUUUGCUGGAGAGAUUGGUCAAUAACUGUGAAAACUACCAGCAAUCUUUAUUAGAAGUUUUAAAUAAAAAAUAAUAAUAAAUAAUUAUAGUAUAGUAAGCAUAGCACUGCUAGCA
Molecule: messenger RNA, 545 nt
Organism: Teleopsis dalmanni
Lineage: Eukaryota; Metazoa; Arthropoda; Insecta; Diptera; Diopsidae
Exons: 2
Coding region: 13-504 (163 amino acids)
Source: RefSeq, a predicted model, not a curated record